CACCCGACUCUAACUCUGAUCUAAAAAGACCAAAACCUUCUCUUCUCUUCAUUCUGCAAUCUGUAUCUUAUUAUUCUCUCACUUCUGACACCUUUCCUCUUUCACUUCCCUUUUGUCUUCUUCCUCGGCCGCACUUUCUCUCUUUCCCAUUCUUUUUUAUAUAUUUUUAUUUUCCUAAUAUUCUCCUUUCUGUACACUCACACACAACACAACACAACACAACACAACACAAGCUUCUUUUUUUCUCUUUUACAGCAGAGGAACCCACCUACCUUAAUUUCCUUCCUUUAUUACAAUUCCCCCUUUCUUUCUCCUUCACCUUCUCAUCACUUUUCUCUCCAUAUUCAUCUUUUCUUUCCACCUCACACCAACCCUAUUUUCCCUUCAAUUCAAUCAUCAUCAUCAUCAUCUGAUCAUAUAUGUUUUUCUCAUGAUGAAUGAUGAUACAUCUUAGGUUGUAAGACACGUCUUUCUUUUACAAUCAAAAUUUUAUCUUUAUAUCAUCCUCUGUAAGUACUUUUGUUUGAUUCUGAUAUAUUAUUGUAAGUUACUGUCAUCAUCAGCUAAGGGAAACUCGCGUGUCCUUAAAUCGUGUCUGUCUGUUGAUUUCGGCUAACAGGAUAAUUAUUUUAGGUGUAAACAAUUAUAUUUAUGGAAUUCUUGUUUAAUUGCAAGCUGAUUAAGUUAAUGGGUGGUGGCAACCUAAAUUCAUUAGUUUGCAAGAUUGUUUUUUUGUUUAUUGCUGUUUUGAUUCUAAGAGCAUUUUUGCUACCUCAAAACCUUGUAUUUAUGAGCAAGAAUGUUUCAUCAUAUGGUUUUGUUGUUCAACAACAAAAGUUUUUGGAGGUUCCUCAAAUUGUUUGGGGAUUAAACAACCAAAAGAUUGCAUUUGCAAGGGCUUGUCUUACUGCAAGAAUGUUGAACAGAACACUAUUGAUGCCUAGUCUUAGUGCUUCCUUGUUUUACAAGGAAAUCGAUCUUUUACAACCGAUUUCAUUUGAUAAGGUGUUUCAAUUUGAUAAAUUUAAUGAACUGUGUAGUGGUUUUGUUCAAUUGGGUCGUUACUCUGAUCUCUUGAACAGAACACAAGUGGUUGAAUUGCAGAAAGGAAGUGGUAGAAAGUGGACAGUUCAAAGGGAUUUGGAUCAGUUGAGACAGUAUAAAAAUGGUUCUUUUGAUGAUAUUGAGGUGAUUAAGAUUGAUGGGAAAAACCCUUUCUUGUGGCAUGAUCAUUGGCCUGUUAAGGACUAUGCAAAGGUUUUUGAGUGCUUAGUCCUGGUUGAUGAAUUUACUCAAGAAGCUGAUAGAGUUGCCUCUAUGAUUAGAAAAGUUGGUAGCCAUGAUGAUAAAGGUAAUUCAUUUCAGAAUUAUGUGCCUUAUGUUGCUGUUCACAUGAGAGUAGAAAUUGAUUGGACGAUUCAUUGCAAAAAAUUGGAGCAAAGAUUGAACACAAAUCAGAUAUGUAGUAGCAAGAAUGAGAUAAUGGAAAGAGUAGGGAACAUUGAAGGUCUUAACAAGAAUCAAGUUGUUCUUUAUCUUGCAGUAGCUGAUAAACUACUUCAAAAUUCUUCAAUAUUGGAAGGUUGGAAGGAAGGGUUUCUACCUUUUGAGAAGAAGAAACUUGGUGUUGAUAAAAUAUAUGCAAAAUAUCCUUAUUUAAUUCAGUCUGCAAUUGAUUAUGAAGUCUGUUUGAGAGCUGAUAUCUUUGUUGGUAACAGUUUCUCUACAUUUUCAAGUCUUAUAGUUCUUGAAAGAACACAAAAGAUGAUCAAAUUGGGUGUGAAUGAAAUGUGUGGAAGUGAUGUAAGAUGGCCUUCUUUUGCAUAUAAUAUAAAAGGAGAAUUGAAUGGUCCUAUGAGAUGGGUUACAAAUAUGUCUGAUUCAAGCCUUCAUGCUAUCAGCUAUGGCACUAACCACAUUUCUUGUUGAAAGCUAUGUAGCACGAACGCUUCACAACGAAAGCGUAAUCGGUGUCCUAUACCAUUAUUACGACAUCAACACAUGUAACUACAUUCAAAUAUUUUAUUUUUUACAUUUUUUUAUUAACAUCGUUGAUGUGUCAGUAUCGAGUGUUUUUGCUCCAUAGGUUGAUAGAGCCUGUAUUAUCAUUGUUACAUUACAACUCAUACUUUAAAUUUAUGUAGAGAAUUUGAUAAAUGAAUACAGUUGUUGGAACUUAGGUACAGUUUGUCAAAAA
Messenger RNA from Medicago truncatula (barrel medic), 2197 nucleotides. RefSeq names its product O-fucosyltransferase 23. Lineage: Eukaryota; Viridiplantae; Streptophyta; Magnoliopsida; Fabales; Fabaceae. The record is from RefSeq and is a predicted model, not a curated record. The transcript has a single exon. Gene Ontology annotation, biological process: pollen-pistil interaction. The coding region runs from base 652 to 1929 and encodes 425 amino acids.